AUGGGUAAUCGAGUACGUGUUUAUCAGAUUCAUCCAGCCCUCUUCUCGCUGACGACUUGUCUCGCCCGUCAUCCAGUGCCGCUCAAAUCUCUUACUGGCGCAUACCGGUCACCAUCCAUUAUUUCUCCCUUUGUGACGCAAUCUCAGGCAGCCAUAUACACUGCCCGUCAACGUGAUGACUGGAGGACGAGUCCGGUCACGGAUUUUUACGUACCGUACCAUCCCCUGGGUCUUGAUUCACGCACGCCAGGGAUAGGCUCCGGUCCUUACGACGAUGUUCUGAGAACGACGUGUGGCAGAAAUGAGAUUUUGAUGAGGUGCAGAGAAGAGGGAAGUUGA
Messenger RNA from Laccaria bicolor S238N-H82, 339 nucleotides. RefSeq lists its product as uncharacterized. Lineage: Eukaryota; Fungi; Basidiomycota; Agaricomycetes; Agaricales; Hydnangiaceae. The transcript has 2 exons. Bases 1 to 339 code for a protein of 112 amino acids. The record is from RefSeq and is a predicted model, not a curated record.